CUCAAGUCGACCGCGUUUCUCCUCCUGAUCUUCGCUCUCACAGUCUCUCAAAGACUAAGAAAUAAAACACACUCUCUCAUUCACUGGAGCUCCGUUUCCGAGCGCUGGGAAUAAAGCUUCAUUCACGUUUGGACUCAAAGUCUUGUAAUUGCUCGUAUUUUUUUUUCUUUACAAUUCUUCUUUCUGUGAGGGGGUUAAAGGUGUUUCAAUAUGAUGUUCAUGCAUGUUCUCCUGCGCGCUGCUUUUGGAUUAUUCUGCGUCGGUCUCGUCGCCUUUGUCCAGGAGCAAGCCGCCGCUUCUGCCAACAGAAACCCGCAAGCAGAUGUGGACGAGUGCGCCGAAGCCUUGGACAGCUGCAGUAUCGAUGCCAUCUGCCAGAACACCCUAAAGUCAUACAAAUGCAUUUGCAAAUCAGGAUACAAGGGUGAUGGAAAACAUUGCGAAGAUAUCGAUGAGUGUGCUAACGAAUAUAACGGAGGAUGCGUUCACGAUUGUAUCAAUAUCCCUGGAAACUACAGGUGCACGUGCUACGAUGGCUUCCGAUUGGCCCACGAUGGACACAACUGCCUGGAUGUUGACGAGUGCUCAGAAGGAAACGGUGGUUGCCAGCAGAUCUGUGUGAAUAUGAUGGGAAGUUACGAAUGUCGAUGCAGAGAUGGAUUUCUCCUGUCCGACAACCAGCACACCUGCAUCCAGAGGCCAAAAGUGCGUUUUAAUGGAACUAAAGAUGUGCCCACCUGCAUGGAUAAAAAUCACGGCUGUGCCCACAUUUGCAGGGAGACACCCAAAGGAAGUAUCGCCUGUGAGUGCAGACCAGGAUUCCAGCUCACCAAAAACAACAGAGACUGUAAAUUGACCUGUAACUACGGCAACGGAGGCUGUCAGCACAUCUGUGAGGAGAUGGACCAAGGGCCCAAAUGUUCAUGUCACAUGAAGUUUGCUCUUCACUCUGAUGGGAAGACCUGUGUUGAGGAAAGGAGUGUCCAACAGCAGCCACUGCAGCCACAGCUGUUACCCAAUGAGACGUGUGCAGUAAACAACGGAGGCUGUGACAGCACGUGUCAUGAUGCUGUCACAGGAGUUCGCUGUAGCUGCCCAGUGGGAUUCACCUUACAACUAGACCGCAAAACCUGCAAAGACAUUGAUGAAUGCCGUAUGAACAACGGAGGGUGCGACCAUGUGUGUAGAAACACAGUGGGCAGCUUUGAGUGCAGCUGCAAGAAAGGAUAUAAACUUCUGACCAAUGAGAGGACAUGCCAAGAUAUUGAUGAGUGCUCAUUUGAUCGGGCAUGUGACCACACGUGUGUGAACUCACCUGGAAGUUUUCAGUGCUACUGUCACAAAGGUUACAUCAUCUACGGUGUGGCUCACUGCGGAGAUAUUGAUGAGUGCAGCAUUAAUCGGGGCAGCUGUAAAUUUGGAUGUGUGAACACUCUGGGCAGUUACGAGUGUACCUGUCCUCCAGGCUACAAACUGCACUGGAAUAAGAAGGACUGUAUCGAGCUUUUGAAGUGUGCGUCCAGUCUUGUAGCACCCAAAGCCACCCUCACCUGUAACAAGAUGGGGAAAAAAGAGAGCUGCUCUCUCACCUGUGCAUCUAAAGCACAUUACCUGGCAGAAUCAGACAGCAGCUAUUCCGUUAGUUGUGGAAUACCCAUCCUACGAGGCAAAUCCCAGGCCAAAAUAAACACAAGCAGCAUCCAGAGCUGCAUAGAGACUCAGACUCCUCCAGUGAAGCAGACGGCGUCCUUCCGGAUCAAGAAUGCCAAAUGCCACCUGCACCCGAAGCUUAAGGGGAGGGCAGAGGACAACGGCAGACAGAUCGGGCCAGGCGGCCAACUAUGCAACAACUGCCUGGUCACGUUUGUUAACCUGAAGUGUGACUCGUCUAAGAAAGCCAAAGGUCGUCGAGCACGUAACCCGUCAAGCAAAGAGGUCACGCGCAUCACUCUGGAGCUGGAAGCCGAGGUCAAGCCAUCGGACACCACCGGGAACUGUAACAUGAUGUGUCAAAGGCAGCGCAUGGAGCAGCAGAUGAAGUCGUACAUCAAAGCCCUGAAGAAAUCCAUUAACCAGGAGCGUUUCCUGAUACGUGUAGCUGGACUAGAGUAUGAGGUCGCGCAGAAGCUCUCCCAGUCUGCACUGAGGCAAGAGAACUGCGGACCGGGCCGAGAGAAAGACAGCGGCCGCUGUGUCAGAUGUUUGCCUGGAUCAUACUACCAUGGUGAGCAGGAGCGCUGUGUCCAGUGCCCACCUGGAACAUUCCAGGAACGUGAAGGUCAGCUGGCCUGUGACCUUUGCCCUGGUGGAGACCGCCAUGGCUCAUCAGGGGCCCGCAACAUCACGUCAUGUGCAGGUCAGUGUUCACCCGGGUAUUUCUCCGGUGACGGGUUUAAGCCCUGUCAGCCAUGCCCCCUUGGUUCGUACCAGCCUGACCCAGGACGAACUCUCUGUUUCCCAUGUGGAGGGGGGCUCGGUACCAAAAGAGAGGGUGCCAGCUCCUUUAAUGACUGUGAGGUCAAAGUUUUGUGUUCUCCAGGUCAUUAUUAUAACACCUCAGUUCAUCGUUGUAUCCGUUGCCCUCAUGGAACCUACCAGGCUGAGUUCAGACAGAACUACUGCAUUUCCUGUCCUGGAAACACCACCACAGACUUUGAUGGGGCCAUCAGUGUCUCUCAGUGCAAGAAUCGAGAAUGUGGGGGUGAAAUCGGAGAGUUCAUCGGAUACAUCGAGUCACCUAACUAUCCGGGAAACUAUCCAGCCAAUAUUGAAUGUGUCUGGACCAUCAACCCUCCACACAAACGCAAGAUUCUGAUCGUUGUCCCGGAGAUCUUUCUCCCAUCUGAGGAUGAGUGCGGAGAUGUGCUAGUGAUGAGGAAGAACUGGUCAGCGACCUCGAUCACCACCUAUGAGACAUGUCAAACGUACGAGAGACCGAUAGCUUUCACUGCUCGAUCGAGACGCCUCUGGAUCAACUUCAAAUCCAAUGAUGUAAACAGCGCUCGAGGGUUCCAGAUUCCCUAUGUGACAUAUGAUGAGGACUAUGAGCAGCUGGUUGAAGACAUUGUAAGAGAUGGAAGACUUUAUGCAUCUGAAAACCAUCAAGAAAUACUCAAGGAUAAAAAACUCAUUAAAACUCUUUUCGACGUGCUGGCUCACCCUAACAAUUACUACAAGUACUCCACUCGGGACUCCACGGAGAUGCUUCCACGUUCCUUCAUACGUCUCAUCCACAGCAAAGUCUCUGCCUUCCUGCGUCCAUACAAAUAGCCCAAAAGCAUAGUCCACCUCCACACACCUUCAGUCACCUGGCCUCGAGUCAACAGGAUCCUACACACAUUUAAAGGAAAUAUGCACACACACAACCACACUUAAUGACAUCACACUAUGCAGAUUUCAAAUGUUUCACUUGUCCUUUUUCUUUUUUAUACUUGUCGGUUAUCUGUGAGGGGGGAAAAGCUGUGUAGUCUAAUGUAACGCAGUGGUUUCAAACCAAACACCAGCUUGACUAAAGUGUUUCUCGCUGUUAGACCUCUCUAUCCACGUCGGCCACAACUCUGUGCCGUCGAUGUUUUUGUUCAGUUUGCACGCUUAGUCCGUAGAGGCAUCUUCGUAGAGUAAAACAACGUUUUGGGUGGUCCUACAUCCCAGUUUAAGUUUAAACACCCGUCUUGUUUUUCACGGAGAUGAUUUGAGUUAAAGAGCGUGUUGUACAGACAAAAGAAAGUUGUAGCAUGUAAAAGAAAUUAUAUAUUUGUUGAACUGGAGCUAGCUGUGACUGUGCUUUAAAAAUAGUGUUUUUCCCCCCCAGGUUCCAGCUCUUAAAAACUCCAGUUGUUCUCAAACUAAACGUACAAUCUUUUGUAUAUCUGUACUCUUAGUGUGCUCUCUGUAAGACCUAAUUCAUAUCAAGCAUUUCACAAUGUUAAAGCAUUAUAUUUGAGCUCCUAGAGCUUACACGUAAUCUCUAAUGGUCGUGCUGUUACUGUAAAACAGUAGUAUUUUGUCUGAUCAGAUUGUAUUAUUGUCAAUUGCAUAUUCGUCUGUUUCCUAAUAUUCAAGUUAAUUUAAAAAGGCGUAAAAGAUGUGCAUUAUGAAAAAGGCUUGGGUGAUGGAAAGGUUGGUUGGUAUUUUAAAAACAGUGGACUGUUAAUACUCUGUUCUGUGAGAGACCAAAACAGAAAUGGGUUUUUUUUGCAGGACAUGCAAUUGCUGCUUCUUCAGAAACGUCACUUUAAGCCUUUCGGUUUUGCCUAAUGCGAUUCUAGAAAUGUCCUCCCCUACGAAAAAGAGCAAUCGAGGGGCCGAACGCUUUCACAGGUUGGAAGUAAUGUUUUCAUAAUGCAGAUAUGAAUCACUGAUAAACGCAAACCACAGGUUGACACGGAUGGACGUGAUUGAAAAACCAAACAGCAUGUCUACACAUUUCAGUCCUGACCAGGACGAAACAACAGUGUUUUGCACAUCACUUUAACCAUCCAGAGGAGCAGCGUUCAGUCUACAGGUGUUAAGUUUCACUGGACCUCAGUGAUAUUUGCUUGUAGGUGCCUGAAGUACAAAGUCUGUGGAUGUCGACUUUUAUGAGUGUUUCCUGUAUUAAUUAUGAACCCAUUAGUAUCCCUUAUGAAUAUGUUUUUAAGUCACAAACUAGAGCCCUUUACAUAAUGUGUUGCACCGUGUCCUAACCAGGUGCAACACGAUGAAGCGGCAAGCGAUAAAAUCUCUUCCAUGUCAACCAGCCGCGACCACAACAAAAGGCUGAUUGUCAUGCCAUGCAGCAGUUUUACUUUUGGUGUGAACGGAUAAAUAACUUGUCGCUUUGCACCUUGUUAGGACAUGGUCUUAUGUAGCAAAGACUAUGACUUUGAGAAGGUCAAACCAUACCCAGUUUUGAUCUGUAAACGUUUGUAAACAGAAAAGGACCGCUCACUGGAUGGUCAUAAUGGUAGUUUGUUGUUGUCUUUUUUGUAUAUUGUAAAUAUUAAAUAAACGUAGACUAAUUGGAGUCUGAGAGAUAAAUCAAGACAUAAGACCUUGUAUUUAGAAACAUGCCUCUGUAACCCCCCCCAUCCCGCCCUUUCAAAGCCUGAUGCUGUCAAAAAGAGGCUGGGAUCAAAUUUGAACAACAAGGCCAAAAUAUACAAAAUAUACUCCAUGCAUGUGUGCAAACGCAAAGGCUUGGACGACCCGUUGCAAGCACACAUUCCCAUUGUACAUACUUAACGUGUGUUUUUUGCGAUACUCAAUGCAGUAACAAACCUCAAUAUUCAAGGCAGCCAUUGAGUUUCUGCACCAAUAAAAUGGAGGAAGUGUUAUUCAGAGAGAUUGCUAUAAACAUGCUGACGUAAAAGGAAUAUUACAGGUUCAAAACAAGUUAAGCUCAAUCGACAGCAUUUGCGGCAUAAAGUUGAUUACCACAAAAAAAUAUAUAUAUUUUGAAAAAUAUUGCCAAAUUGCGGUUACAGUGAGGCACUUACAAUGGAAGUGAGUGGAGACCAUUUUUGGAGGGUUUAAAGGCAGAAAUGUGAAGCUUAUAAUUACAUGAACUCUUCUGUUAAAACUUAUUAUUAUUAUUAUUUGAGCUGUAAAGUUGUUUAUAUCAUCGUUUUUGCGGGAUUACGGGGUUUACGGUGUUACGGUCACAUUGUCAUGGCAAUGAAGUUGUAAAAUUAAAUAUAACUUUACACAAAAAUGCUAUUAAGCGAUUUAAUCACACUAAAAUGCAUUCUUGUGGAUGCACUUUUGUAAUAGAUUGGCCCCAUUCACUUCUAUUGUAAGUGCCUCACUGUAACCCAGAUAUUUGCAUUUAUUAAGAAAAGGAGGGACUAGUCCAAGUACAUUUUUGUGGUCAUCAACAUUAUGCAAUAAAUGCUGUUGAAUGCACUUAACCGGAAAACUUGCUCAGCAGGAUUCGCUUUAAACCAUUUCUGCACAGUGACAAAAGCUGACCUGAAAGAAAAAAACUGACCGUAGAAAAAGAGAGUUUACGUUAAUGCCCAGUUGCGAAUUUGCGUUGUGUUAUGAACUGCGGUUUGACGUUUCAAAUGGCAACCAAACAUGAAUUUGAGCAUGCAUAGCUUGAAGCGUUUGUCUUCACACACUUGCGUUGAGUAUGUUUCAGGCCUAUUUCUGUGCAAGUAAAAAAAAUUAUAUUUUUGGAGUUCAUUGUUCAAAGCUGGCUCCAGAUGUGAUCCGACCAUGCUGAUCGAACUUUUGACCCAAACUUACUUCCAAAGACUGUCCACCACCCCAAUGGCCAUUAACGUACAAGCACACAGAUGAUCAGGAGCGGUUCUAGCUUGUAUGGCACCCUGGGUGAAACCCGCUUCAGCACACCCCCAAAGGGGGGGAGGGGGGGGUUGCGGUUGUGGUAUGUGGUGAUGAUUUUAAAUGAGAUGGCUGGUGGAGUUCAAGGCCCCCCGGGGCACCUCGUGCUGCCACCGACAAGAUGCCCAUGUCGCCCAUGCCUAAAUUCGCCACUGCAGACGAUCCCACCCCGGUUUCGUUUUUUUGAAGUGCAGUGACAAACAGAAAAUCUAACCAACAAUGCUUAAUCGUUUUAGGUAUUAUGUACAUUUUUGAAUCUAUAACAAGUGUCGCAAAUAUAAAUGUUGAACUCUAAAUAUGAUCAUAUACAGUAGAAAGUAAAAGAAAAACAACACAACUUGGGUUGACCCAAUAACAAGUAUAGUACUGUCAAUAUAGUCCCAUUUACAGAAACUAAAGUUCUUUUGAGUCACUGUGUAUCACUAAACAUGUCAAGUACUCUGUUGCAGCACUGUUGGAUAGAAGUCUCUGUAAAAGGAUGGGUCAUAUGCGAAGUAGCCAUAAGUGCCAUGAAAUAAAAAAUUAAUGGCAAAGUAGUCAACAUUGUCUUUUGAAUGUUCAAUAAAGGAAAUGCAGAUUAUUAGUUACUCUAACUUGUCAUUAGCGGUCUGUGACUGCUGCUUUAUUUUUAUAAUUUCCUUUGCGCAACCAAAAUUUUCCAAUUUUCAAGCAACUUUAAAAUACAUUGUAUCAAAUCACAUUCCAGUUUCUAUUUUUAUUUUUAUGUUGUUGUUUUUAUUUUCUGUUUUUUCUGUGUUUUAUUUUCCCCAUUUUUCAAUAAUGUUUUUUUUAUGUAUUAAAGUUUUGGAGGAAAAGAAAUGACAUUGCCACAAUGAUUCAUGGGAUGGUAUUUGCACUUGAUGUCUGGAUUUUGUAUUGUCUUUUUAAAUGAAAGAAA
Xyrauchen texanus (razorback sucker) is the source of this 7225-nucleotide messenger RNA. Its product is annotated as signal peptide, CUB and EGF-like domain-containing protein 3. The transcript is spliced from 23 exons. Gene Ontology annotation, molecular function: calcium ion binding. The coding region runs from base 211 to 3270 and encodes 1019 amino acids. Lineage: Eukaryota; Metazoa; Chordata; Actinopteri; Cypriniformes; Catostomidae. Gene Ontology annotation, biological process: signal transduction. Gene Ontology annotation, cellular component: cell surface. The record is from RefSeq and is a predicted model, not a curated record.